Halichondria panicea is the source of this 751-nucleotide messenger RNA. RefSeq names its product adrenodoxin-like protein 1, mitochondrial. The transcript is spliced from 5 exons. Gene Ontology annotation, cellular component: mitochondrion. NCBI's taxonomy places the organism in Eukaryota, Metazoa, Porifera, Demospongiae, Suberitida, Halichondriidae. Bases 63 to 662 code for a protein of 199 amino acids. Gene Ontology annotation, biological process: positive regulation of oxidoreductase activity; P450-containing electron transport chain. The record is from RefSeq and is a predicted model, not a curated record. Gene Ontology annotation, molecular function: 2 iron, 2 sulfur cluster binding.
AAAAAAAUUUUGAAAAGCCCACAAAAUUUGCUGCCCACGUGGUUGCGAAACAGAGAGAAGAGAUGCCCUAUUUUAGUGUUUUCAAAUCUCUUAUUUGUCACGGCUCAAAGCUACUGAAGACAUCACCCUCAGGGAGACUAGUCAAUACAGCUGCUAGAUGCUCAGUGUCUCUGAGAGUUAAACACAGAGGUUAUGAUGAGAGGAGACUGCCUGUCAGUCCUCCCAUCACUUCGGAUAGGAGAAUACAUACAAGUUCUUCUGUAGGACACGGGGAGUACGAGUGGGAGGAUCCCAAAUCCCCUGAGGACAUAGUGAAUAUAACGUAUGUGGACAGGGAUGGGCAGAGACUAGAGAUCCAAGGCAAGGUGGGGGACAACGCCCUGUAUCUGGCACACAGACACAACAUAGAGAUGGAAGGUGCUUGUGAGGCUUCCCUUGCCUGUACCACCUGCCACGUCUACAUCAACAGUGAGCACGUUGACAGACUAGAGGAGGCCAGUGAAGAGGAAGAGGACCUACUGGACAUGGCCCCUCAACUGAGAGAGAACUCGAGGCUGGGCUGUCAAAUUGUCCUCUCUAAAGAACUUGAAGGAAUUGAAAUCGUUCUACCAAAGAUCACCAGAAACUUUUAUGUUGACGGACAUGUACCUCAACCUCAUUAGCUAUUAUUAUAGUCUUUGCUGUUUUCUAUUGCUGUGUGUAUAAUCAUUUGUAUGUGUUGUGAUGAUGAGCAUAAGUAUUUUUGUGUGAA